Molecule: messenger RNA, 504 nt
Organism: Nicotiana tabacum (common tobacco)
Lineage: Eukaryota; Viridiplantae; Streptophyta; Magnoliopsida; Solanales; Solanaceae
Source: RefSeq, a predicted model, not a curated record
AUGUAUGAUGGAGCUAAGAUUUGGGUGAGGACAGUAGGAAGGGACUCUGAACACUUCCCGGUUGUGAUGGGGUUGCAUCAGGGGUCAGCCCUUAGCCCAUUUCUGUUUGCCUUGGCAAUCGACGCGUUGACGCGUCACAUUCAAGGGGAGGUUGUGGACGAAGACGUGCGGCUUGAUUCACAAGUCAUUCCUAGGAGAGAAAGUUUCAAGUACCUUGGGUUUGUUAUACAAGGGAAUGGGGAGAUCGAUGAGGAUGUCACAUAUCGUAUUGGGGAGGGAUGGAUGAAGUGGAGGAUUGCUUCCAGUGUUCUGUGUGAUAAGGAUAUGCCACCAAAACUUAAAGAUCCAGGUAAUUCUGAUCGUGUUGGUUUUGAGAGUUGUGUCGGUGUGGCUGGAGACUUCAAGAGUUUGGAGCAAUUGUGGUGUAAGAAGAGCCUUGCAAUAUUCCAGAGCCUGAAGCAAUUGGAGGAUCAGGGAAGCUUUGCAAUAUGCCGGAGUUUGUAG